CUAAGACAAACAAUAGGUUUGAUCCAGUAAGGGUGUUUGAAAUGUUCUCUCUCUCAUCACACUCUUCACUCAUUGUAAUGUUUCAUGCACAUUUUUCCCCUUUUUUUUCUCUUUUUCCGUUCUGCCUUCUUUAGAGGAUGUCUUAUAUCAUGAAGGACUCCAGUAAGAGCCCACGGCCAAUGAAAAAGUUCCUGCCAGGCAACAGGAAGAAAGAGCGCAAGGCCUCUGAUGAUGAGAUCCAGAUAAGAAAAAGCACAGUUGCUCUGGAGGAGGAUGCUCAGAUACUUCGGGUGAUUGAGGCUUAUUGCACAGGAGCCAGUCUGCACCAGACCGCCUCAGUGCGGAAAGAGUGUGUCCCCCAGGUGCUUCUGCCUGAAGAAGAGAAGAUCAUCGUGGAGGAGAUUAAAAGCAAUGGACAGACAGUAACUGAGGAAAAGAGCCUGGUUGAUGCAGUUUAUGCUCUAAAGGACGAGGUUCACGAGUUAAAAAAGGAGAACAAGUGGAUGAAGCAGUUUCUGGAGGAGGAGCAGAAGUCUCGCAAAGAGCUGGAAAGAUUGGUGAGAAAGCUGAGCAAGCAGAAGAACGACUGCGGCUGGGACGACGGCGGCCAUUAAAGCAGUCGGCCCCCCGUCCUCACGCCACACCUCUCUGAGGCUGGUUGCCUGCAGGGGCCCAUUCACAGGAGCGGACUCGCAGCGGGGGGAGGUGGGUGGGGGACAUUUUUGUGUGUUUAUGCGUUUUAUUUUUUUGUAUGCGUGUCUUCCGUCUUCACAUUUCAAUCACGCAUAAAGAUGGACUGUGCCGACGAUACUUGGACCUUCCUCGCCUCCAUCCUGAAAGCCUGAUUUGACAGCACCAUAGAAUUGGAUCCGUCUUCCUGGUCCAGUUUUUACUAGGAGAGCCAAAUGCGCAAGCAUACUCCUGAACAGCCUGGCUAAUCUUCUAUGUUUCAAGCAAUCUUUGACUGUAAGAUCCACCCAGCUAAGGGAGCAAUUUUGGAAAAGGACAAUAGAAAUGAGCUCUCUUCCUUCUUUUGCUGUUGUGGGAAUAGAAAAGGAGUAAAAAAAAAAAGCCAUCAAGUCUUCUGCUUCUCUUACCUGAACUUCUUUUAAAACAGGACUGAUGAUGUUCAAAUCAUGUUAUAUUUUAUUACCAUAGGGCUUCCUUGAUGGAAAAAAAAAAAA
Messenger RNA from Fundulus heteroclitus (mummichog), 1184 nucleotides. RefSeq names its product rho guanine nucleotide exchange factor 6-like. The record is from RefSeq and is a predicted model, not a curated record. Lineage: Eukaryota; Metazoa; Chordata; Actinopteri; Cyprinodontiformes; Fundulidae. Bases 138 to 614 code for a protein of 158 amino acids. The transcript is spliced from 6 exons.